This is a messenger RNA of Ruditapes philippinarum (Manila clam), 7924 nucleotides long. RefSeq names its product PRA1 family protein 3-like. The coding region runs from base 11 to 547 and encodes 178 amino acids. NCBI's taxonomy places the organism in Eukaryota, Metazoa, Mollusca, Bivalvia, Venerida, Veneridae. Gene Ontology annotation, cellular component: membrane. The transcript is spliced from 3 exons. The record is from RefSeq and is a predicted model, not a curated record.
AACUGUCAACAUGGCCGAUGUGCAAUUAGCACCGUUACGUCCUAUUGGCGAUUUUCUUUUGGAGUCAGCUCGAUUUCAAAUUCCAAACGUCAAAGAUCCAGAGAAAUGGGCUAACAGAGUUCUGAACAACUUACUGUACUAUCAGACAAAUUACUUUUUGACGGCUCUUCUGGUUUUCCUCCUUAUAGGUAUAGUUCAUCCUGUACAGAUGGUAUGUGGCUUUAUAGCUAUAUCCGUAGCUUUUGGAGGGUUUGUUUACUGCACUAGUUCUAGAUGGAAGGCGAGGCGUUUUAAACGAGACCACCCGAUCAUAAGUGUAAUUGUUAUACUUCUGUCUGGUUAUUUGCUGGUGUAUAUGGUUGGAGCUGUAAUAGUCUUCAUGUUUGGAAUUGCCUUCCCAUUGCUAUUAAUACUGAUGCAUGCAUCAUUCCGGAUGAGGAGCAUAAAGAACAAGGUUACAAACCGGUUGGAAACUGUAGGUCUGAAGAGGACACCAAUGGGGAUAAUACUGGAGGGACUUGGUCAAGACCAGGAACCAGUGUCAUGAAUUUUUAUACAUUUAUUCCAGAGGGUCUUGAGUCUCUUGACUAGGGUAGCUGGGAACCAAUGUUAUAAAUUUUCGUAACACUUUAACUUGUAGCCUAUGUUUUAUUAAAAUUUAUGAAACAGCUGUUUUGCAUUAAAGGGAUAUGCCAAAAUUAGAAAUCAUCCUUAAAAACUAAACUGAACUGAUGGUAAAAAAAUACAUAAUUAAGCAUAUAUAUUAUGUUAAACAUAUGGACUGAUAUUGGAAGAGGACUGUCGCAUUGUAAAAUGUGUUUCCUUAAAUAGAUACUAAUUUCUUUCUUUUUUUUCAUUCAAUUUUUUUUUUUACAAAUUCAAAAUGUACAAUAUACAGUGUUUAGCAGUUACUGAGAAUAUUUCUUUUAUGCAAUUAUUACUAGACAUCUAUUUUGGGAACUUGAAUUUUGUUAAAAAUCUGAUAUUUAAGGCAUGUCCUUUUAAUUCGCAGGAUUUUUGUAUUUUCUAACUAUAUUUGAACUUUUUUAUCACCUUGCUUAUAAGAGUAUUGCUUUUUUAUUUGCAUUUAAAAUCAUCAUUGUUAUAGUGAUAUAUUUAACCUUUGAUCUUAAUAAAGUCCCUCAAACUGGAAAUGGACAGUUCCUAAUUCAAUGCUGGACAAGUUCAUUACAUAAGUUAAGGUGAAACUCAAAAUAUAUGCAGAAGAUUCAGCAUAAUAGUGUUGCUCUGACUAUUCUGAACCUCCUGAAUUUGUGAAAUAGACUUGUCCUGUAUUAAAAAUGGAAUUGUCCAUGAACAAUGUAGGGAUUUUGAUAUCUAAAUGCCAAAGUUGAGUUGUUAAAUGUGCUGGUUGCCCUGACUCAAUGCUGAUAACAUGUUUCUUGUGUUAUUAAUGUCAAGGUUCAGAACUGUUCACUAUUUAGGGGAGAAGAUGUGUAAACGGCCAGAUAGCUCAGUUGGUAGAGCUGCAGAACUGUCAUCCGAGAGUUCCGGGUUCAAGUCUUGGUCAGGCUGCACAUUUUUCUCACUUUGUGACAUUAACACUAUCAAUUAUAAAAAUUUGAAAUACCCUUCUAAAAUAUCUUGCCAUUAAAAUGAAUAUCAACGAUUAUUAGAUCGUGGAAUUUUAUUCUAUGUUGCUGUUACAUAUAUUUAACAAAUGGAGUGAGGGACAAAAAUGUGUGCACAAUUUAUUAACAUGAAGAAAUAUUUAGCAUUGAUUUUCUCCUUUUACUCACAUGUACAUGUUUACCAACUGUGAGUUCUAUUGCCUAUCGUUUGGCGUAUAUUUGACCUGUAUGUCUUUUUAUGUGUGGAAAAAACACCAAGUUUCAUACUUUAGACGAACAAAUACAUUGUACCAUAUCCAAAGUUAUGCAACUGAAAUAUUUCAUGUGUAACACAUGAACCUGUGAUAAUGAAAUGUCAAUUGUUUUAUAACAAAAAAUGUCAAUUUUUCUCAACUGUUUGUUAAGUAAUAUUAAACAAAUAGCAUCAUAAUGAUUGUGUAAGUCAGUUUUGUGUAUACCAUAGUAUUAAAUGUUGUGAUUUUUUAAAAAAUAGCAUUUAACUUUUCAUUCCAAUAUGUCCGAAUUUUGUUUCGAAACAUGCAAGAUACAUUUACUCAAUUAGAUUUAAGUGGAUGAGGAGGUACCUAUACAGGUUUUGGUUUAAAAGCUAAGAUGAUAUAACCUAACAUGGCUAAGAUGGUAAAGUUGCCAUUUUGGAGUUAUUCUCCUUGUUGCUAUAAUUUGAAUAGGCUUACUCUGUAAUUAAGAAUAUUUUCAGUUUUCCCAGCUAGUCAGGGUUGGGUGUGGUGUACAAACAAAUUUUUAAAUUUUAACUUUGAAAAUAAGCACAAUGCAUUUAUCACUAUUGUUUUGUCGCAAAGAACAUUUUCAUGAAAUUUUGUUGAAUCUUAAAUUUGUGGACUGACCUAUCCACGAAAACCACAAAAAUUUGCACCCCUUAAAUAAUAAUGAUAUUACAGUAGAUGAAAUGUUGUACAUAUUGGUAUGAAAUGUCUGUUUAGUGGAUGUUGUAUUUUUUAAAACGUAUUUACUUGUGAAUUUUAAGUGUGACUUUAUUGUGGUGUUCCUAGGUUUGUUAAGAUGUGAGAUCCAUUAGUAGAUGUAAUUAACAAAGAAAAUAGGAUAUUGUUAAUAUACUCCAGACAUAAUUGGGUCAAACUGUGAUGUUUGUAGAAAAGUUUUGUAAGUUAUGUGUGCUUUGACUUUGAUCUGUGUUGUGUAUUAUAUGAGAUUAUUCAAGAAGUUCUAAUACUAUGUCACUUAAUGAAUACUAUAGUAUAUACAUAUACAUAAUUUAAGUAUGCAACAAGUAUAAUUCACAUGAAAAGGCUAACAAAAUUAAUCCUUUAAAUGUACAUACAUGUAUAUAUUGAUAGAUCAUGGGCAUUUUCAGUUUAUUUAGCUUGUCCGUCCGUCUGUGGUAAACUUUAUCCUUGGACAUAACAUAACAUUCUAUAUGCUAUAGCCUUCGAUAGCAUACUUUUUGACCUUCACAUUUUGCAAUAUGAUCUUGGCCACGAUUUCCUUGACUCUGUGACUUACAAGGUCAGGUUUUUAAAGUUGGAGGCUUGUGUUUUACACACAGGUUUUUUUUUUAUUUCUUACAGAUAAAUUUUUUUUGUGAAAUCUUAAGAAUCAAAAAGUUACAUAUAGCUUUUUAGUAAAUAUAAAAUUCAGUCAAUGGUAGAGCUUGUUAUGUCAGUUUUAAUGUUUCUGUAAAAAGAUAUGUGAUGCUAUGAUAACAGCCAUUGCUUUUUACAAGUGACUUGUUUGAUUCCUUAUUUUUCAUUCCUUUUACAUUUGUUCAUGUAAAGCUGUAUUUUGUUUGCCAUAUUGUGAAUUAUGUCCCUUUUUAACCCUUACUCUGCUUGAACCAAAAGUGAUAAGCCUUUGUUAUGUGUAUACAGCCAGACAAGCCUGCAUAUUCCUAUAGUCUGACCAGGCUCUAUACUGAUAAUUGACUAAAUAAUCAACUUAUUGUCCCAAAAUUGUCAAUGGACAGUUCCAAAAAUGGAAGCUUGACAAGUCCAUUUAAGAAAUUUAGCAGAUUUAGUGUUAAUUGCCAUUUGUGACUUAAGUCCCUUUUUUAGUGUUAUGUGCAAUAUUAAUAAAUACCACAUGGUUUUUACUCAAAACCUGAGAUAUAUGUAUGUUUCCUUUAGACAUACUGUUAUUUAUUUCCUUUGAACAUUAUUAUGAUUAUAUAUUUCCUUUAAGCAAUUAUAUUUCCUUGGGACAAUUAUGUUACAUGUUUCCUUUGGACGUAUUAAUAUGUUUCCUUAAAGCAAUUGUAUGUUUCCUUGGCACAUACUGUUGUUAAUUAGCCAAUCAAACCUCAAAAUAGGAUUCCUAGUAAAUAUGACAAAUAAAUAAAUAAAUUUAAUCAUUUAACAUUAAGAGACUGCCGAUAAUAUAGACUGCCGAUAAUAUAGACUGCCGAUAACUGUAGACUGCCUAUAUCUAUAGACUGCCGAUAAUUAUAAAUUGUCAAUAAAUAUAAAUGUGGCACUCGCUGUACGUCACAUUCAAGUUUUUAUAUAGUGUUUAAUUAUACAUACUAAUAUGGUCUUUAUUUUUUCAUUAAAUGAAUGCUAUAAUUUGAAUAGUCGAUAUGUAUUGUCAUAUAUAUUAAAUGGUCCAUAUUUGCCACCAUACAUUUUGCUAUCGUUAUUAUUGGUAAAGAAAAAAAAUUUUUUUUGGAAUCUCGAAAAAUUUAUAUUAUUAUGUGCAUUGUUAAAUGAAGCAUAAUAUGAAAGGAUUGUGCAAUUAAACAAAUUAAAACAAAGUUUUAUACACACUGUUUUUAUAGAAAAGAAAUUAUUUCUUUUAUGUGAAACAUUUUCUAUAAUUUUCAUUGUAUAGAAAAGAAUUCUUAUAGUUAAGUAUGUAAAUGGUAUAAAGCUAUAACUUAUGAAAUACUAGGGCUGUCAUUGAUGCAAAAUUUUGUUUGUGUAUAUCGAAAGUUGAAUAUAUCGACAAAAUAUCAAAUUAAAUAGCUAGCACAUUGGAAUCCAUUUGAACAUGUGAUGGAAUCUGUUAUUAUGGUGUUAUGCAAAAGCACGCUUGUUUUAGCUAUCACAAAUACAACAUGCCAAAAAAAGGUUAUUUCUUGUUAUUGGUUCUUAAUACUGACCUAUCAAAAUUAAAUUCAGGGUUCAGGCAAGACAAGGAAAGGGGAGACAAUUGAGUUUAACCCAUGACAGGGAGAUUAAGCCGGUUUUAAAUUGUAUUGAUACUCUAAAUGGUGAAUCAAUAUUGAAUCAAAUGUUGAAUAUUCACGCAAUAACUGGUUAACUCCUAUUAAAUUAUAUUAGGAGUUAACCCGUUACUGCACUUAGGUAAAGAAAUAAUGAUAUGACAAUAUUCAAUGACAGCCCUAUGAAAUAUAGUUUAAAGAUCAAAAAACAACAUCAACAAACAUUGUUCGUUCACCAGCUUUUAAUUAAUAUUCUUUUGGUCAUAUCUGGAGAGAGGUCUUGGUUAUUUAUCAUGCAAGAAAAGCAUGUAAAUAAGAAAACGGACAUUCCUACCAGAGUACUCUACUACUGAUUUUAGUGAUGAAGCAAUGAUCUUUUCAAAAUUGCACCACUUGCUUUAUCAGAAAUUUACAAAAAAUAUUUCUUCCAAUUUUGAUACUUUGGUAUAAUUUUUAUCUGAAUACAAAUAUUCUGCCAGUUACAGACAUCCUGUUACAUUUUUAUUAUACUCCCUGAAAAAUUUCGGGGGAGCAUAUAGUCGUCGGGUUGUCUGUCAGUCCGUCCGUACGUACCUCCCGAAUUCGUGUCCGGCCCAUAACUUUGUUAUUUGAAGUCAGAUUUUAAAAUUAUUUCACAGAAAUGAUCACCAUAUUGAGACGACGUGUCGCGCGCAACAUUUGGGUCGCUACCUUGAAGGUCAAGGUCACAGCAUGACCUUGCAGCAAAAUCGUGUCUGGUCCAUAACUUUGUUAUUUGAAGUCGGAUUUAAAAAAUAUUCCACAGAAAUGAUCACCAUAUUGAGACGAUGUGUCGCGCGCAACAUGUGGGUUGCUUCCUUGAAGGUCAAGGUCACAGCAUGACCUUGCAGCAAAAUCAUGUCCGGCCCAUAACUUCCUUAUUUGAAGUCAGAUUUUUAAACUAUUUCACAGAAAUGAUCACCAUAUUAAAAUGGCGUGUCAUGCGCAACAUUUGGCUCGCUACCUUGAAGGUCAAGGUCACAGCAUGACCUUGCAGCAAAAUUGUGUCCGGCACAUAACUUCAUUAUUUGAAGUCGGAUUUUACAACUAUUUCACAGAAAUGAUCACCACAAUGAGACAUUGUGUCGCGCGCAACAUUUGGGUCGCUACCUUGAAGGUCAAGGUUACGGUAUGACCUUGCAGCAAAAUCGUGUCUGGCCCAUAACUUUGUUACUGGAAGUCGGAUUUAACAACUAUUUCACAGAGAUGAUCACCAUAUUGAAUCAAUGUGUCGCAUGCAACAUUUGGGUCACUACCUUGACGGUCAAGGUCACAGCAUGACCUUGCAGCAAAAUAAUGUCAGGCGCAUAACUUUGUUAUUUGAAAUCAGAUUUUACAACUAUUUCACAAAAAUUAUCACCAUAUUGAGACAAUGUGUCGUGCACAAUAUUUGGGUUGUUUUUACACUUUGAACUUUAUCUGUGACAUAACUCUGACACAACAAGAGGUAUACCUUCCUGUGUCCAAAACCUAUUCGGGGAGCAUCACCCGGUUCAACCGGCUCUUGUUUAUAUAACUUUUAUGGAUAUAUUAACAAUAUACUGGUUAUAGUGUUGUAAUGGUUAUUCCUUAUUUAUAAUUAAAUCAUAUGUAUACAGGUGAAGGUUUUGGUAUCUAACUUUAAGUUUAAAUUAUUAUAAUUAUCUACUUUUUAACUACAUGUAUAUACAGGUAUCUAGUACCUUGUUUUAGUAUGUGAGCAUUAAUUUUAGUCUUUAUGGUAAAUCAUUCAAAAGUUUGAUUUUUUCCUAACAUUACAAAAAAACUUUUGUGUUAUAUUUGGAUUCGAACAAACAAUAUUUGUGUUAUUUUUGUCUGUGAACAUACAACAUUAGUGUUAUUGAGAUGUUUUUGUUCCUGUUUGAAUUGCGAUGGUUUUGUUCUUGUUUAUAGAACAUUGCUAAUUAUUUAGCCCAGUACAAAAUAACAUAUCUUAACAUGUACAAAUAACAUCAGUGGUAUUUUUCCUUGUUUAAAAAAAAACACUGUUACAACAAAAAGAAACAACAUAAAGACUUGAACAAAAAAAUAUUUCAUUUAAGGAAUUUUUUUAAGAUAUUUUCCUUGAACAUGUUUUACUAAAACACUUAAGUGUCUAAAGCACUUAGAGACCACUUCAAAAUGAAUUUACAAAUACAGGUGCCCUUUUUAUGAUAAAACAUAUCAAAAUAGUUGUAACUUCUCUUGUGUUGGGUUGAUAAUAUGCAGCCUAUCAUUUGUUUUACAUGAAGGAUCACAAGAUUUUACUUUGCACACAUGUACCUAAUAUUUGAAGUUUUAAAUAUUGUGUGUAGAGCAUUUGUCUAUACAAUUUCAUAACACACAUUCACUUAUUACUUAUGCCAACUAAAUAAAAUUGUUACCAUAGUUACUGAAAAACAUAAAAUGAACAUAAACUCAUGUUCAAGAGGUAAUACUUAUACAAAAAAAAUGAAAGUCUGUUGUUUUUUUCUAUUUGUGUGUUGGAAUUUAAGGUGAAAUUAAAACAGUAUGUAAUCAAAUGUGAAAAAGAUUUCCAAAAAUGUAGUAAAUAGUUUCUCUUUUACUUGCUUGUGUUUUAAAGUGAAAAUACAUGUAACUUAUCAUUUUACCUAACAUGAUUGGUUCAUACAUGAAAUAAACAAUAUACAGUAAUCUAUUCACUUAUAAGGGUAUACAUAAUACUGUCCAAUUUAUAUUGUUAUAUCUGUCUACUGUAAUAUGAUAUUAUCGAGUCUAGUCUAUUCACUCGUUUUCAUCUCUGCACAUUUGAAAAUUACUUAUUUCAAGGCUUUUUUCCUGCUUAAAUAUUUUUGCAUAACAUAACUAUAAUUAACUAUUUCUAUCCACUGAACACCUUCACUGUAAAAUCUUGCUGUGGCUUGCAUUUGUUUUACCGUGUGUAAUUUUGUAGUAAACCCUUUUUUUUAUUUAAAAAAAAAAGAAAACUAGAUAAUUUUAAAUGAAUUUAAGAUGGUUUUGAAGUAUUGACAUAAUUAUUGUAAAAAAAAAAAAAUCCGAAGCAAACCCUUAGUGGCUUUCCAGGCUGUAAUUUUGUGUUAUUUUAGGACCAUGUUAAUACGCAAUUUAUAUUUUAUUUAUAUAUUACUCCUUGCUUUAUUUGAUUAUUAAUGUGACAUACAUUUUUGAACAAAAAUAAAAAAAAAAUGAAAUAAAA